Staurois parvus is the source of this 486-nucleotide messenger RNA. NCBI's taxonomy places the organism in Eukaryota, Metazoa, Chordata, Amphibia, Anura, Ranidae. The record is from the annotation of a GenBank genome assembly.
GUGCAGCGCGGCGAUCGCCGGUGCGCUGUGUCCCUCGGACACAGCGGAUCACGGAAAGAGCCGAAGAUGUCGGCUCGGUCAUGUGAUCAGCUGUGUCCAAUCACAGCUGAUCACAUAGGAGAGCCGGUAAUCGGCAUUCCACGGAGAGGACAUGUACACUGAUCAUCAGGGCACUGAUGAUCAGUGUGCCCUGAUGAUCAGUGUGGCCCCAGAAGUGCCACCUGUCAGUGUCCAUCAGUGCCAGCAGUCAGUGCUCAUCAGUGCCACAUGCCAGUGCCCAUCAGUGCCACAUCAAUGCCACAUAUCAGUGCCCAUCUGAGCUGUCUUUCAAUGUCACCAAUCAGUGCCAGUCGGUGCCACCUAUCAAUGCCAAUUAGUGCCACCUAUCAGUGCUGCCAAUCAGUGCCACCUAUCAGUGCCAGUCAGUGUCGCCUAUCAGUGUGCAUCAGUGCCGCCUAUCAGUGCCAGUCAGUGCCGCAUAUCAUG